AUGGCCGGAGGGAGCAGCCGGAGGCUAUGGCUGGGGGGGCUGGCUUACCUGCUGCUCUUCUCCUCCCUCUCCUUCUCGCCCUCGCUGGGCGACAAGAGGAAAGGACCUGUCCGGAUGAGGGAGCAUCUCUGGGCCACAGGGCAUUUUAUGGGAAAGAAAAGUAUGCCAGGUUCUUCUCACUUACCAUCUUCGCCCCCGGAAAGAGCUGAGCCGAAUAACACCCCCGAGGUUUUCAGUCCGAUGCUCACAGAUGUCUUGGAGGAUAUGAAGGACCUGCUGACCAGGGAGCUCCUUAAAAUCCUCCUGCAAGAGAGGAUAUUGGAGGAGAACCAAGGAAAACAGGAUCUCAAGGAACAGGAAACAAGGUCUUUGAUGAAAAUGCUGGCAAAAUACGUUUAAAGAGGACAAAGCAAGAAAAACACCAUGGACUCCUGGG
This is a messenger RNA of Euleptes europaea (tarantolino), 436 nucleotides long. RefSeq names its product neuromedin B (gene NMB). Bases 1 to 399 code for a protein of 132 amino acids. Gene Ontology annotation, molecular function: neuropeptide hormone activity; neuromedin B receptor binding. Gene Ontology annotation, cellular component: neuron projection. NCBI's taxonomy places the organism in Eukaryota, Metazoa, Chordata, Lepidosauria, Squamata, Sphaerodactylidae. The record is from RefSeq and is a predicted model, not a curated record. The transcript is spliced from 3 exons. Gene Ontology annotation, biological process: positive regulation of hormone secretion; neuropeptide signaling pathway.